UAUUGCGCAAAGCGCUCCUGUGCCUAUAUAUUCGCCAUAUCGUCUCAUCUCAUCAACGGCACGAAUCCAUCCGAACUCGAUCUCGACUCCCGUCAACACAAUGUCGACCUUCCUCUCGCGGCUCCCGUCAUUUUCGAUCCAUUUGGUGCCAAUCAAGUCCUCCACGUCUAUCAAACCCAGAGAACUACAGUUGCGGUAAGAUAG
Bipolaris maydis ATCC 48331 is the source of this 204-nucleotide messenger RNA. NCBI's taxonomy places the organism in Eukaryota, Fungi, Ascomycota, Dothideomycetes, Pleosporales, Pleosporaceae. The record is from RefSeq and is a predicted model, not a curated record.